Molecule: messenger RNA, 4728 nt
Organism: Cyprinus carpio (common carp)
Lineage: Eukaryota; Metazoa; Chordata; Actinopteri; Cypriniformes; Cyprinidae
Product: kelch-like protein 26
Molecular function (GO): protein binding
Source: RefSeq, a predicted model, not a curated record
UCGAGCUGAACUCAGACAGCAGCACCUGGACUGUCCUCGACUACAGGCCGUACAAUAUUAAUGGUCUAGAAAUGAUCACUUUCCAUUCAAAUGCUCUCACUGUCUCGUAGCAGUCUAUGCACUCGAAACCGUAAGCCUGAUGUGGGUUGUUUGUUUAUUUGUCACUGCCGCGUCUUGUAUUUCGUAUUUUAUUAAGAUUGAGCAUGAUUAGCGGUAAUUUGGGCUUCUACACAUGAUGACCUUCCUCAUCCUCAUCCUCGCUGAGCAUGGCGGAGUCAGAUGGUGUGGAGUUCAGUGCGAGUCGAGCUCAAAGCAGGGCCGGAUUUAACCGUGCAAACCCUCUUUUGGUGUUAAAAACUAUACUGCCCGGAUUCACUAAAGACACACGCAUGGCUAACAACAAGAAUAGUACGCUCCGUUGUACUUUCUCGGCCCCCAGCCACAGCAACACUCUCCUGAGGGGACUGUCUGCGCUGCGCGAUCAAGGUCAGUUGUUGGAUGUGGUUCUGGCCAUUGACAACGAGCGGUUUGAGGUUCACAAAGCGGUUUUGGCCUCCUGCAGUGACUACUUCAGAGCCAUGUUUACUGGAGGAAUGAAGGAGUCAAACCAGAACACCAUCGAGCUAAAAGGUCUUUCAGCCAGAGGACUGAAGCACAUUAUUGAUUUUGCCUACAGUUCUGAGGUCACUCUGGACUUGGACUGCAUUCAGGAUGUUCUUGGUGCAGCCGUCUUCCUGCAGAUGGUGCCUGUGGUGGAGCUUUGUGAGGAGUUCCUGAAAUCGGCCAUGAGCGUUGAGACUUGUCUAAACAUUGGCCAGAUGGCCACUACUUUUAGCCUCUCUUCCCUUAAGCAGUCAGUCGAUGCGUUCACGUUUCGUCACUUCCUGCAGAUAGCUCAGGAGGACGACUUCCUUCACAUUCCAAAGGAACGACUGGUUUUCUUCCUUCAGAGCAACAAGUUGAAGAACUGUAGCGAGAUCGACUUGUUCCACGCGGCAAUCCGCUGGCUGCAGCAGGACGCGUCCAGACGAGCGGCGGCCAGCGAAGUGCUCUGUCACGUGCGCUUCCCGCUAAUGCGUUCGUCUGAACUUGUGGACAGCGUCCAAACUAUUGACAUCAUGGUGGAGGAUGUGCAAUGUCGACACUUUCUCCUAGAGGCCUUCAAUUAUCAGAUCCUUCCAUUCCGACAGCACGAAAUGCAAUCGCCGCGAACUUCCAUUCGCUCGGACGUAACUUCGCUGAUUACGUUCGGUGGAACGCCCUACACCGACAACGAUCGGACCGUCAGUGGCAAAGUCUACUAUUUGCCCGACGUCACGGUGCGACAGUUCAAAGAGUUGACUGAAAUGGAGAUGGGAUGCAGCCAUGCGUGUGUGUCGGUUCUUGACAAUUUUGUGUACGUCGUGGGUGGGCAGCAUUUGCAGUAUCGCAGUGGAGAGGGUGCAGUCGACGUCUGCUUCCGCUACGAUCCCCAUCUGAACCAGUGGCUUCGAAUCCAAUCCAUGCAGGAGAGCCGCAUUCAGUUCCAACUCAACGUAUUGCAUGGACAGCUUUACGCUACCGGAGGACGCAACAGGUCUGGCAGCUUGUCCUCUGUAGAGUGCUAUUGUCCGAGGAAAAACGAGUGGACUUAUGUGGAUUCCCUCAAGAGGCGGAUAUGGGGUCACGCUGGAGUGACGUGCGGCGAGAAACUCUACGUCUCAGGAGGUUACGGGGUAUCUGUGGAGGAUAAGAAGACUCUCCAUUGCUAUGAUCCGACCCCGGAUCAGUGGGACUUCAAGUGUCCCAUGAAUGAGCCAAGAGUUUUGCAUGCUAUGAUCAGUGUGAACAACCGUAUUUAUGCUCUCGGUGGCAGAAUGGACCAUGUUGACCGCUGCUUUGAUGUGCUAGCUGUAGAGUAUUAUGUUCCAGAGACCGAUCAAUGGACAACAGUCAGUCCAAUGCGAGCUGGUCAAUCAGAGGCUGGCUGCUGUCUGCUGGAUAAAAAGAUCUAUAUUGUCGGAGGAUACAACUGGCACCUGAAUAACGUCACUAGUAUUGUGCAAGUUUAUAAUACAGAGACAGAUGAGUGGGAAAGAGAUCUUCAUUUUCCAGAAUCUUUUGCGGGAAUAGCUUGUACACCUAUUGUACUUCCUCAAACAACCACCCAGCGCUAAGCACUUAUUGCAUUUGCUGUUCAUUUAGGCUAAAGUUUCCAGUCCACCCAGACUGAAGUGAAAGUAAUGGUAUAAUUGGCUUUGUCUUACUGAAAAGCCAUAAGGUUAUGUCUUUAUUGUUGAAGCAUGCAUGAUUGAAGGUUUGUUCACACACAUGAAAGCACACUUUUUGAGAAUGUAAAGCAUCUUUCUAUACACUUCUCAAGCAGUAUUGUCGUCUAUGGCCCUUCUUGUAGAUUGCCACGUUUCAUACUAAUGAGGGUUUGUACAAGUCCCUAUGGGAUUUGCACUGAUGGCAGACUUGAAUGGACCCACAACAUUGGAGCAAUGUCAUCACGUCUUCAUCUUUUUGAAUAUCUUACACGUAUUCACAACACACCAUAAACUUCCAGAAGUAUAAUGCAAGUUUAUAACGCAGAGACGGAUGAGUGGGAAAGAGAUCUUCAUUUUUAAGAAUCUUUUGAGGGAAUAGUUUGUUACACUUAUUGUACCUCCCCAAACAACCACCCAGCACUAAGCACAUUGUCUUUAUAUUUGAUUUUUGAGAAUGUGAAGCAUCUUUCUGCACACUUCUCAUGCAGUAAUGUUGUAUUUGGCCCGUCUUGUAGAUUGCCCCGUUUCAUACUAAUGAGGGUUUCGUACAAGUGCCUGUGGGAUUUGCAUUGAUGACAGACUUGAAUGGGCCAGCAACACUGGGGCAAUGUCAUCAUGACUUCAUGAAGGAUUUAUGGCCUGUUCUCAUGGUGUGACUAAAUAAACGAAACUUUAUUCCAAUUUGUGUCAUUUUCUGAAAUUUUGGAUAGCUCAAUGAACUGGUUGACAUCUAAACAAUUAAAAACAAUGAGUUGGCAGAACUUUAUACUUGCAGUAUGAUACUUUGAAUUUGGUCCGCCAUCUACAAUUUGGACAAAAUUGUCCGCUUUGCCAGCACUUAAUGAAGACGCUCUAUGUUUAAAAUAUUGAACUUUAGCACGCUCUUCUCAAGAUGUAAAGCUGGCUCUGGUUCUUCUUGUAGAUUACCAGUGUGUGAAUCUCUUGUGUACAGAUCAGAUCUCUGUAUAACAGCUUUGGAUGCAGAUGGUCCCAAGCACAGCAUAAGCCCAUAUUCCUCUAAAUUAGACAUGAUCUUGAGAGUUAAUGCAAAACAGUAGACCUGAUCUAUAUGUUGCACUUUUCAGGCAAAUUCACGUUUGUUUUGUGAUCAUUUGUAGAAACACCACUAGCAAGAUGUAGUGGCAGGUGUGUUGAUAUAUUUUGUGAUGCUUUAUUAACCUAUUUUGUGACAAGUUCCUGAUAUCAGUUCUCUUUCAUCAUAAUCCUCAUUUUUUAAAAGGUUUUGUAUUAAAUACUGGCAAAUUAUUUCAGAGAUCUUUGCUACCAUGAAGAAGCAGAGCAGCAGUGGAGGUAAAAUUCUCAUGACUCAGUUUUGUCAUUGUUUUAAUUUCUAACAAUUUAGGGGACAUUUAAAAUAUUAAUACCUCAUUGUAAUAUUUUUUACUCUAUUCAGUUAUUUUUUACUGGAUAAAAAUGUACCUACCUACCUACAGUUUUUUUUUUUUCCUUUUUUUCUCUCACAAACUAAAUGAGCACAUUUCAUUACGCACUUUAAUAUUCAACGUGGUAAAUCAGUGAUUUGAAUACUGAACAAUUAAGGUGCAUUGUUUUCUCUGAACAUGUAAUUUACACUGUAUAUACAGUAUUACACAGUAGGGACUGGAUCAAUCACAUGGAACUAUGGCACAAACUUUUUGUAAUGAUAUUGUGUUGGCAUGUUUUCAGAGUAUGAAUAUGUAUAAAAAACAAACUACAUGCUAGAAAAAACCUAGUGUUUUUUUAUGCAUUUAAUAGUAUGAUUUGUUCGAUUAUUAUUACAUUUAUUUGUUAAUGUUUUUUAAGGUGUUAAAAACAUUUGUUCUUUCCAACAACACAAUUACAUUUUGUGUAUGUAUAUAGAUAGGUAAUUUACCAUGAUUACAGCAGUAAAUGACGGUCACCCUUAGCUCAGGACUCAUUUACAUGCUGAUUUAAAAUGGCAACAUAAAUAUGGACAAUAUCUGGUAAGACUUUUGAGUAAUCUAGCUGGGUCUUAUGAACAAAUGGCCUUUAAUCUUGUACUUGCGUCACAGAUCAGCCUUAAUCAACCUGAUAAAAGCACCUGCAUAAUGGCAGGGUGCUGUUUGGUUCUAUGUAAACAACAAUUUCCUUAAUUCUGGAAUUUCAACAAGCUUUUACAAUUUAUUUUUUUCAUUGUUGUCAAUUUUCAAUUUCAAGAAAAUUGUUUGUGUAAGUGCAUUUAUGAACAUCUGAAAUUUAUAGCAUGUGGUUACAUCCCAAAAAUGUAUUUUUUUUUUUUGUCCUGUUCUAAUUUUGAUGUACAAAGUUACGUGUUAAACUUUCAAGUGUGUGGUAUAAUUAAUAAAUAACACUGAAUGUAUUUGUAUUGGUAGCAUUUUUUGCAUUUAUCCUUUUACACAUUUGUCUUCCAUGUGUGAAAUUACAUUUGUGUUCUUGUUUUAUCCAUCAUGUUGUGUCUGUUACAGUGUGGUCUAAAUAAAAAUACCCAAAAAUGUCA